This is a messenger RNA of Felis catus (domestic cat), 1138 nucleotides long. Its product is annotated as olfactory receptor 8G1-like. The record is from RefSeq and is a predicted model, not a curated record. Gene Ontology annotation, biological process: sensory perception of smell; G protein-coupled receptor signaling pathway. Gene Ontology annotation, cellular component: membrane. Bases 153 to 1112 code for a protein of 319 amino acids. The transcript has a single exon. Gene Ontology annotation, molecular function: olfactory receptor activity; odorant binding; G protein-coupled receptor activity. NCBI's taxonomy places the organism in Eukaryota, Metazoa, Chordata, Mammalia, Carnivora, Felidae.
UCUUUGAGCGCUAACAUAGAUCAGGAACAGACAGCACUGAAGCUACAUGGCUGAAAAGACAAAUUCUGUUUCAUACUACAUUGCAUGGUGGGACAAUAAAUAUCUACCACAAUUUUUCUUCUUCUCUUUCUACAUAAAAUUCCCAGAGGAAAAUGACAGCAGGAAAUCAUUCCACAGUGACUGAGUUCAUCCUUGCUGGGUUAACAGAGAGCCCAGAACUCCAGCUGCCCCUUUUCUUCCUCUUCCUAGGAGUCUAUGUGGUCACGGUGGUGGGGAACCUGGCCAUGAUCACACUGAUAGGGCUCAGUGCUCACCUGCACACCCCCAUGUACUAUUUCCUCAGCAAUUUGUCCUUCAUUGAUCUCUGCCAUUCCACUGUCAUUACCCCUAAAAUGCUAGUGAACUUUGUAACAGAGAGGAAUUUCAUCUCCUACCAAGCAUGCAUGACUCAACUCUACUUCUUCCUUGUUUUUGUUAUAUCAGAAUGUCAUAUGUUGGCUAUAAUGGCGUAUGAUCGCUAUGUUGCCAUCUGUAACCCAUUGCUUUACAAUGUCACCAUGUCUUAUCAGGUUUGCUCCCGGCUGGUAGUUGGGGUGUAUAUCAUGGGCUUGACUGGUGCCUCAGCUCACACAGGCUGCAUGCUAAGAGUGCUUUUCUGUAAGGCUGACAGAAUCAACCAUUACUUCUGUGAUCUUUUCCCACUGUUGGAGCUCUCCUGCUCCAGUACUUAUAUCAACGAGGUGGUAGUUUUGUGCUUCAGUGCAUUUAAUAUCCUCGCCCCCAGCCUCAUGAUUCUUAGCUCCUACAUCUUCAUCAUUGCCAGCAUCCUCCGCAUCCGCUCCACCGAAGGUAGGUGCAAAGCCUUCAGCACCUGCAGCUCCCACAUCUCAGCUGUUGCCGUUUUCUUUGGAUCCGCUGCGUUCAUGUACCUGCAGCCAUCAUCUGUGAGCUCCAUGAACCAAGGGAAAGUGUCUUCCGUGUUUUACACCAUUAUUGUGCCUAUGCUGAACCCCCUGAUCUACAGCCUGAGGAAUAAAGAUGUCAGAGUUGUCCUGAAUAAGAUCCUUGAAAAAAGAAGGAAAUGGGUAUUUUGCUUGAGAAAAGCUUUGUAAUUCUCGGAGAGGGUUUGAUAAGGAAA